AUGAAAGCCUUUUUAGAGAGGUAUCAUAAGAGAAAAGCAACCGAACAGUUGACACCACCUGAAGCUCCUCAAAUAAGAAACACAUCCAAUGAUGGUACUUCAGAACAUCAUUCUGAAGAAUUGAACUUGACAAAUCAGUUGGCACCCCCUCAAUUCCAUCGGACAAAUAAUGCAUCUGAAGAUAUUGGUACUUCAAAAUAUUCUGUCAAUGAGAUUAAUAUAGAAGAUCUUCCUGGAGAUCCUGGACUUCGAACUCCGAUUUUAGAGUACCAUCCUAAUGUUCGAGAUCGAGUGCGAAGACAUUAUUUACUGCAAGGUCCUUGUCAACCAAAAAACUAUAAUUUUCCUCAAACAGAAUUUAGUGGUGUUAAGCGAAGGUUUAACGUCAAUUGGUUUAAGGAUCAUCCUAGUUGGUUGGAGUAUAGUAUAGAAAAUGAUGCUACAUAUUGUUUGCAUUGUUAUCUUUUUAAACCAAAUAUUGGAGACCAAGCAGGUGGUGAUGUAUUUGUUGGUACGGGGUUUAAUAAUUGGAAGAAAAAAGACAAGCUUAAAGAUCAUGUUGGAGGGAUCAAUAGCGCUCACAACAAUGAUAGAAGAAUGUGUGAAGUUUUAUUAAAUCAAAGACAGCAUGUUGAUACAGUUUUGGUGAACCAAACACAACAAGAUCGGAUUAACUAUCGCACUCGUUUGAAUGCAUCAGUUGAUUGUGCUCGUUUUCUACUACGACAAGGAUUGCCAUUUCGUGGUCAUGAUGAAUCUGAUUAUUCAAAUAACCAAGGAAAUUUUAGAGAGCUUUUGAAGUGGCAUUCUGAUAAAGUUGAUGAUAUAAAAAAGGUUGUCUUGAAAAAUGCUCCAAGAAAUCAUCAAUUAACAUCACCUGAUAUUCAACAUGAUAUUGUCAAGGCUGCUGCAACUGAAACUCUCAAUGUCAUAAUUAGUGACAUUGGUGACGCAUUAUUCUCUAUUCUUGUUGACGAGUCUCGUGAUGUAUCAGGAAAAGAGCAAAUGGCAAUUGUAUUGCGAUAUGUGAGCAAAGGACAAGUAAUUGAGCGUUUUGUCGGUGUUAAACAUGUCACUGAUACUACUUCUGCAUCACUGAAGGCAGCCAUUGAUCAAUUCUUUUCAGAGAAUGGAUUAAGCAUAUCUAGCCUCCGUGGUCAAGGUUAUGAUGGAGCUAGUAAUAUGAGAGGAGAAUUCAAUGGUCUAAAAGCACUUAUUUUAAAGGAGAAUGGAUCAGCUUUUUAUGUUCAUUGCUUUGCUCACCAGCUUCAGCUGGCUAUUGUGGCUGUAGCAAAAAAUCAUAUCUUAAUCUCUAAUCUCUUCAUGUUUGUUAGUAAUCUGGUGAAUGUUGCUGGAAGCUCAUGUAAACGUCGUGAUUCUCUUCGAGAGAAACAAGUCGCCAAGAUUAUCGAAGAACUUAAUAUUGGUUCUAUUUUAAGUGGGAGGGGCUUGAAUCAGGAAACCACCCUAAAGCGAGCUGGUGAUACAAGAUGGAGCUCACAUUAUGGUACUUUGAUUAGUAUCAUCAACUUAUUUCCAUCUUUAGUUGAAUUGCUUGAAGAAAUAAAAGAGGAUGGAUCAUCUACAGAUCAGAAACAAGAUGCAAGCAGAUUAUUAGACUCAUUGGAAUCAUUCGACUUUGUAUUUAGUCUGCAUUUGAUGAAGGUUUUGUUGGGGACUACAAAUCAAUUAUCACAGGCAUUGCAAAGAAGAGACCAAGAUAUUGUGAAUGCAAUGAACUUAGGGGGGUGUAUUCAAUUAAGAGUCUACAAGAUUUGUUUGUAUUUUAGAAGUCUAUAG
Messenger RNA from Rosa rugosa (rugosa rose), 1800 nucleotides. RefSeq lists its product as uncharacterized. The coding region runs from base 1 to 1800 and encodes 599 amino acids. NCBI's taxonomy places the organism in Eukaryota, Viridiplantae, Streptophyta, Magnoliopsida, Rosales, Rosaceae. The record is from RefSeq and is a predicted model, not a curated record. The transcript has a single exon.